AUGGACAAAAUUCCUUCGCAGUGCAGCGAAGCGUCACAGCCAGCAGAACACGAGACCGUCGUACAUUCCUUCGCUCUAAAGGCUCAAGCCUGUCGCUUCCCUGUCUGCACGCUCGACCAGUGCACUUCUGCCGGCCUUGCAGUACCAAUGGGCAACCAGCAAGGGCGCUUUGUGCGAUGUGAGGAGCUCCCGGUCCAGAGUGAAGUGAAGACGCCGGAUCUGGAGAAGGACCAAGACUUCAAGUUACCCUCGCACGCAGAGGUGCAUGCCAAUGCGAAGCCAAUGUUCUCAUCAAAAUGGGAGCGCGCUGUGGCUUAUCAUCAUGGUCUUUAUGUGCCUGAGAAAUACGCCGCGACCAAGACGGCCGAAGAUAUCCGCGUGGCUGUCGCCGACUACUCGGACAAGGUGCACAAGGAUUCCCCAAAGGAUGCCUGCAAGUACCUGCAGAUUGAGGAAUUUCGCUGUUUGAACGUCCAUCAGUUUGAAAGCCAGCCGGAGGUGGCAGCAAAGAAGUGCAUGAAGUGGUGGGAUGAAGUUCAGAAGUGCCAGUGGGACCAAGCAAAGUUCAAUGCUGGAACGACUUACAUUGAGGGGCCACAGAUGCGCCGCCGGCGUGCCUACAUCUUCUACCCGGACUUCAAAUAUGCGUGA
This is a messenger RNA of Symbiodinium sp. CCMP2592, 651 nucleotides long. Lineage: Eukaryota; Dinophyceae; Suessiales; Symbiodiniaceae. The record is from the annotation of a GenBank genome assembly.